Molecule: messenger RNA, 4292 nt
Organism: Meriones unguiculatus (Mongolian gerbil)
Lineage: Eukaryota; Metazoa; Chordata; Mammalia; Rodentia; Muridae
Gene: Rgs3
Product: regulator of G protein signaling 3
Exons: 23
Coding region: 78-3527 (1149 amino acids)
Biological process (GO): signal transduction
Cellular component (GO): nucleus; plasma membrane
Molecular function (GO): protein binding
Source: RefSeq, a predicted model, not a curated record
UGCCCGGGUUACUGCACCCACACAACCACCGCCUUGGGGACAGGCCCUCCUGUCCCGGCGUCCGCCACAGGGACGCCAUGGAGCGCUCCCUGCACCGCGUCUCCCUCGGGAGCCGGCGCGCCCACCCGACCUUGUCCUUCUAUCUCACCACCUUUGGUCAACUGAAGCUGUCCAUUAAAGUCCAGGAUCGGGUUCUGCUGCUACACAUUAUAGAAGGCAAAAGCCUGAUGAGCAAAGUGCCUGGCAUCUGUGAUCCAUAUGUGAAGGUUUCUUUGAUCCCCAAAGACAACCAGAUAAGCUCCCAGAGAACACAGACCAUCCUAGACUGCAGAGACCCACCUUUCAACGAGCGCUUCUUCAUUCCUGUCCCAAAGGAGGAGGAUCAGAAGCGGCUUCUGGUGACCGUGUGGAACGGAGCUGUUGGGACCAGGCAAUGCCCACUCAUUGGCUGCAUGAGCUUUGGGGUGAGGUCCCUCUUGUCUCUGGACAAGGAGAUCAGUGGCUGGUACUAUCUGCUAACGGAGAGCCUGGGCCGGACCAAGCACCUCAAGGUGGCUAGGCGGCGGCUCCAGCCCUUGAAAGAUAUGCCAAGAGAUGGGGCCAGUGAGAAUGGGAAGGAAAUCCAGAUUACUAUCCCGAGGGGGAAAGACGGCUUCGGCUUCACCAUCUGCUGUGACUCUCCGGUCCGAGUGCAGGCUGUGGAUUCUGGGGGCCCAGCAGAGAGGGCAGGGCUGCAGCAGCUGGACACAGUGCUAAAACUGAAUGAGAAGUCCGUGGAGCACUGGAAAUGUGUGGAGCUGGCUCACGAGAUCCGGAGCUGUCCCAAGGAGAUCACCCUGCUCGUAUGGCGCGUGGUCCCGCAGGUGAAGCCGGCGCCAGACGGUGGAAUCUUGCGGCGGACCACUUUCAAGUCCACCCAUGACCUUCUGUCACCCUCCAAGAGGGAGAAAAACUGUACUCACGGGGCCCCGGUACGCUCUGAGCAUCGCCACAGCUGCCACCUGGUGUGCGACAACUCUGACAGGCUGCUGCUCGGUGGCUGGGAGCGCCUCACGGAGGUGGGCAAGCACAGCAGCCAGCACACUCUGCCUGCACUGUCCCGGGCCACCAUGUCCACCGACCCCAACUACAUCAUCUUGGCUCCGAUGCAUCCUGGACCCCAGCUGCUGCGGCCUAUGUACCAGGAGGACGUCACUGAAGAACCAGAGACUACCAUUAAAGGGAAAUCGUAUGCUGGUCUGUGCAAGAAGACUCGGCUGAUGAAGACAGUGCAGACCAUGAAGGACCACAGCAACUACCAAGACUACUCAGCCCUGAGAGUGCACGGCCCUCAUUCAAGCUAUGGCACCUAUGUCUCCCUGACCCCCAAAGUCCUGGUGUUCCCUAUUUUUGUGCAGCCCCUAGAUCUCUGUAACUCUGCCCGGACUCUCCUGCUGUCAGAAGAACUGCUGCUGUAUGAGGGGAGGAACAAGGCUUCCCAGGUGACACUGUUUGCCUACACGGACCUGCUGCUCUUCACGAAGGAGGAUGAGCCAGGCCGCUGUGUCGUUCUGAGAAAUCCCCUCUACCUCCAGAGUGUGAAGUUACAGGAGGGUCCUUUGGAAGACUUGAAAUUCUGUGUGCUGUACCUGGCAGAGAAGGCAGAGUGCUUAUUCACUUUGGAGGCUUACUCACAGGAGCAGAAGAAGAGAGUGUGCUGGUGCCUGUUGGAGAACAUCGACAAGCAGAAACAGCUGGCCACAUCGUCCACAGAGGAGAAGAUGUUUGAGACAGAGGCAGAUGAGCAGAAGGAGAUGCCCCUGGACGAGGGGAAGGGGCCAGGUGCUGAGGAACCCACACCCAGCAAAGACCCUUCUCCUGGAGAGGAGCUUCCUUCGGGACAAGACCUCCCACCCAGGAAGGACCCCUCCCCCAGCCAGGAGCUUCCUCCAGAACAAGACCUCCCACCCAGGAAGGACCCCUCCCCAAGCCAGGAGCUUCCUCCAGGACAAGACCUCCCACCCAGGAAGGACCCCUCCCCAAGCCAGGAGCUUCCUCCAGGACAAGACCUCCCACCCAGGAAGGACCCCUCCCCAAGCCAGGAGCUUCCUCCAGGACAAGACCUCCCACCCAGGAAGGACUUCUCUUCGGGGAAAGAAGCUGCUCCCGGCCCAGAGUCUCCAUCCAGUGAAGACACAGCUACCUGUCAACAGCCCCCUCAAAGCCCAGCCUCAACAAGCAAGGACUCCCCACCAGGCCAAGGAUCCCCUCCAACUGCAGAACUCCCAUCUUGCCAGGACCUUCCUGCUGGUCAAGAGUCCCCUUCUAGCCAGGACCCUCUGCUCAGUCAAGAGGCCCCUGUCAUUCCAGAAGCCUCUGCCUCGGUCCAGACCCUUCCACCAUCUCAGGAGUCACCUCCCAGCCAGGGCUCCCCACCUGAGAAGGCCCUCACUGAGAAGACCAUCAGCUCUGGGGAGCUACCAGCAGCUGCCGCAGCUGGACCUCCAGCCCCCAGACCCAACUUCGUGAUCCCGGAGGUCCGGCUAGAUAGUGCCUACAGCCAGCAGGAUGGGGCCCACGGGGGCAGCUCUUGUGAGGAUGAGGAUGCAGAAGAGGGAGAGGAUGGGGAAGAAGGGGAGGAAGAUGAGGAGGAAGACACCAGCGACGACAACUACGGGGAGCGUAGUGAGGCCAAGCGCAGCAGCCUGAUCGAGACCAGCCAAGGUGCCGAGGGCGGCCUCUCGCUGCGCGUGCAGAACUCGCUGCGGCGCCGGACGCACAGCGAGGGCAGCCUGCUGCAGGAGGCCCGCGGGCCCUGCUUCUCCUCUGAUACCACCUUACACUGCUCUGAUGGCGAGGGUACCACAUCCACCUGGGCCAUCCCUUCACCCCGCACUCUCAAGAAAGAACUGGGUCGUAAUGGAGGCUCCAUGCACCACCUUUCCCUCUUCUUCACUGGACACAGGAAGAUGAGCGGGACUGACCUCGGCGAGGAUGAUGAAGCCUCCCGGAAGAGAAAGAGCAAAAGCAUAGCCAAGGACAUGAAGAAUAAGCUGGCUAUCUUCAGGCGACGGAAUGAAUCUCCGGGGGCCCAGCCAGCCAGCAAGACGGACAAGACAACCAAGUCCUUCAAGCCUACCUCGGAGGAAGCCCUCAAGUGGAGCGAGUCCCUGGAAAAGCUGCUGCUUCACAAAUAUGGCUUAGAAGUGUUCCAGGCCUUCCUUCGCACCGAGUUCAGUGAGGAGAACCUGGAGUUCUGGCUGGCUUGCGAGGACUUCAAGAAGGUCAAAUCACAGUCUAAGAUGGCAGCCAAAGCCAAGAAGAUCUUUGCCGAAUUCAUUGCAAUCCAGGCUUGCAAAGAGGUAAACCUGGACUCGUACACACGCGAACACACCAAGGAAAACCUUCAGAGCAUCACCCGAGGCUGCUUUGACCUGGCACAAAAACGUAUCUUUGGGCUCAUGGAAAAGGACUCUUAUCCUCGCUUCCUUCGCUCCGACCUCUACCUUGACCUCAUUAACCAGAAGAAGAUGAGCCCCCCACUCUAGGGACCACCUGUAUCCAGCUCAGCGUUCACACCAAGCGGAGCGGGCUCCCUGCCCACCCGCCUCCCUCCCCUGUGACGGAGGGGGCAAGUGAGCCCCCAGAGGCUGUGUCUCCAGACAGACAGAUGGACAUUUGGAUUUGAGGCCUGGACUGAGAGAGACCCAGGCUACAACAGGAGUAGAAGGACCAGUGGCAUCAGGUCCUCAAUGCCCCGGUACGAGGGGACCAAGGGCCCUGGCAGGUCAGGGUCCCUGGAGGAACCAGAUUGGGAGCUGUGGCUCCCUGCUUUGGAGAUUUGCGCGGAGACUUCCUGCUGACCAAGUUCCUUAAAGAACUGGCUGGGGUGAGGGUGACAGGAGGCCCAGGCCUGGGCUCUGGGGCCAUCCUGGGGGCUGUUGGGACCCACAGCUCAGCCCCUCCCCCACUGAGUUUUAUUUAUUUAAACAGUAGUUGGAUGCUUGGCACAUGAACUGUAAUAGGAAACCCUCAUCCUGUCAGUUUUCCUAACUUACAAGUGCAAUAUCUUAACCAAUGCCUUGCGAAGGCCACCUGUGGGGGUGGCCACCAUCCUACAGUUUCAGGGCAUUUGCUGGUCCCAGGAACCAGUGGCGGCAGCUGGACCUUGUAGACUGACCAGGCCUUGGGGGGAUGCUGUGGAAGUCUGGCACCCCCUGGGAGGGCAUCCCCCAGGACAUCUGGGAAAGCAUAGUGCCCUCUGCCCACACAGAAACACGUGCUGGUGCAAAUAAAAGGCCUGUGUUAUUCUC